Molecule: messenger RNA, 4956 nt
Organism: Amoebophrya sp. A25
Lineage: Eukaryota; Dinophyceae; Syndiniales; Amoebophryaceae
Source: the annotation of a GenBank genome assembly
GAGUAAUAUGAGCAUGCUAUGGUUGUACAGUUUGAGCAGCAAGCCCGCGUGCUAGAUGAAGUUGGCGCUAGAACACAGAACACUCUAAGACGCACUAAGUUUUUGUUAAGUUUAUCAUCGUGCACAAGACAGAAAAAAGCAUGACGAAUUUAACGUCUCCUUCGUCUCCGGUGCUAGAAGACGGCACACCACGUAUUGAGGAGGUUUCGGAAGACGCUGCCGUGGGAAGGACCGUAAAAAACGACGAGGAGACACUUGGGAAGACCGUGCCAGCGUCUGCUCUGCUUGGAGAUGUAAAAGACAACCCGGAAUGGGUUCUCUUAAGGCUCUGGACAGUUUUCUCAAGUAGUACAACAUCACAUCACUAGUUCAAUAGAUUAUUUGGUCUCUCCACUCUUGUGAUGAGACGAGCUCUAAUCCUUGCCGAGGAGUUACCAGCGGCGAUGGACAAGUAUGAAGGCCUCUGGACCACCGAGGACCCGGAAGAUGACCCUUAUAAAUCGAAGUACGCGGGAAGAAAAGUCCUGGAAGAGGUCUUGGAGAAGUUAGAGAGUCACGUAUUCACGAAAAAAGCACUGAAAUUAAGGUUUGCUUUUAUAUUUGUAAGUGUCCAUCUUUCUCGGUAUCUUGGUACCCUUUUCCCUUGUAUUCUCAUGAAAUACAAGGUGCAAGGGGUCAAGACGAGGGGGCCGAGAUGCAAUCUAGCAGACUCUAACGAAAGUCGCGGAAACACUAGAAGAGCGGGGUGGUAGUGGUGGUGCGUCAGGUGGGUCAACGGGUGUUGCAGGACUCUUAAACGAUCAGAACGCCUUAGAGGCCAUGGUUUUGGAGCAACAAGGUGGAAGUUCUGGUAGCACGUCUACAUCUUCUGGCCCAAUUCCAACGGGUAAUAGUAUGAUCGUGAAUGCACCUGGUGGCCGCUCAAAUCCCCUACGACAACGGUUACGCGAAAACAUCGCAGAUUUGUACCGUUUGCUGGGAAAGAACUACUAUUUCUGCGAAGAAGUGCCGGCGGGAGAAGCGAGACUGGUGCGGGCAUUGUACGAAUACAUUGGCUUGGAGAACCGUACGGCGAUAUUGCCGAGACUGCAGGAAACAUUGAAUCAAUUGGGCAUGAUAUGGGUACAGCGGGGAAAUUGCUCUAAAGCGCUGGACUUUCUGAGGAGGGCGCAGGUGAGAAAAAGAAGAUCAAGAUUUCUAUUUUCGAUGUGAAGCUGAAGACAGGUUUGCUUCUACCUAAAGUACGCGACAGCUCAUACAUAAUCAUCUUGAAGAAGAUAACAGCUAUACUCGCCUGCUAUUGCAUGCAUCCUUUCCCACACAAAAAAUUAAAGUGUUAUCUUUACUACAUCCCCUAUCAACAUCUUUACACAUCCCAUCCCCUGUUGUUCUCUUUACAUAUGACAGAUCUUCAGGUUCUCUACCAUCGCAAGCCCGCUAAGAUGCCUGGGAAUAGUGAAGAACAUUGCGAUAAUUACUACACUUUGACCCAGUUCUAUCUUGCCCAAGCCUACGGCGCGAUGCAAAACAGCGGUUUGUCGGCAAAGUAUUGCUGCGAAACCCUCUCUCGUCAGCUGCAAUACAACACGCGCAAGAAAAAGAAGAAGGCGGGAGCAUCUUCUGGUACGUCGAAAGAUGAUGGAACAAAUGCUAAAGAUGACAAAGCAGAACAAAGUCAAAGUCCCACUAACAAGGCUGAAGGUGUGCAAGAAGAAGAAAAAGAAAUCGAGGAUCCAUUCGAUGUGAGGGACUGGGCCAGAAACUGUAUUGGUCUGGCCGAAUACUUCAGCGCAAAGUGCAUGUUCUGGACAGCGGAAUACGUGCUUUUUGCAGCUCUAGUGCUUUUAACGGACACUGAGGUUUCCUUGGAUGGGGUGACCAAAGUACGAGACACCUUGCAUGAUCCAGAUGAAAUGUUACGGAUAAGUAGCCGUGGUAGGUCGAGAAUUGUGAUGAACGAUUUAGACUUACAGGAACCUUGAUGGGAAAGCAUGACUUACAAAUCCUACAACCACUACAUCCGAGAUUUUCUCCUAGUAUGCAUCACUUUUCUACUUCUACUACUCUUACCUCUAGGGCUCUAACUCCCAUAGCCGAGAUCCGCAAGAAUUUGGGCUCUGUCUAUUCUGGUCGGCUGCAGUUUUCGAAAACGUGUGCUGAGCUAACCGAAGAAAAGGAAAUCAUCAAGGCCUGGGAAGAUUUCGCGAAGGAGCAUGAAGAGGCGUUAGUACAUAUAAGCGGAGCGGGGGAGGAAGGUAUGAUGAGGAAGCUUACCGCAACAUCAUCGAAAGUAGUGCAUGAUGUUAAAACAGUGGAUGAAGCAUCAAGUCAGUGUAAACAUUCUGCUUUUUUUUUCUCUCCAUAUGAGAAAAAGACGCCAGGAAAGGUUUUUCCGUUGAUUCUAAAAUAGAUACUGAGGUACUGUAAGUAUCCAGUAUCUUCCUCUACCUCUUCUAACCAAGAUGCACCCCCCGUCAUCCAAGGAGGUUCCUCUCCUAGCAGCAAGGCCGCAACAGCGACUAAAGGGUCCCAACCGACAGGAGAGCGUUUGGAGUUUGAUAAGAUGCAUUGGCCUUACGGGAAUGCGUAUCCGAGGACUCUAGACGACGCGACACUGCUGUUCGAUGAAAAGUUCCCGGCUACUGUGAGUGUCGCUGAUGCUGAAGUGAACGACGGUCGCAGGGCAGCGGAGAAGCUGCUCUCUGAAGCGGAAGCACAGGACUUGAUAGCUGAGCAAGAGGCGGAGAAUGUUAGACAGUUGGUACUACUGGGAGCUUGAGAAUGACUUUGAAUCAGGAGAAAGUAGUUACAGUUACUUUCUAACUGGGAGCUUGAAAAUGAACCACAGGGUUCUUUACUGUUUAUGUCUUCAUUUCUCAGUCAUCUGAAAGUUGUACUUAAUUCAUUGUGUAUAUAAUAGCCACCGUCGGCAUCUGUCCCUAAGUCCUAACUUAUUAACCCAACUUCAUUAGCCUUCACUCACAACAGCGAACCGCCGUUCUUCGCCUUUCCUCCUCUGCUGAUGCCAAAGCGGCUGACGCAAAAGCGCAUUUUCUUCAAGUCGCGGUCUUUUUUCCGAAACUGCAUAAGCGCAUUGAACACAAGAUGAACGCCAUGGAUCGGGAGUUCUUCAAGGUACGUGAAACGGGCUACAAAAUCACAACUAACGUCGCUCUUGCAGCUGGUCCGCGGUACGAGGAGUCUAAGGAGCUCUUCAAAGUGAGUAAUCACUUUUUCACGCAAGCUUUGGACUUUUACAAGUUGGACGGAUGGUGCACGGACCAUCUGAAGGUCCUACAGGAGAUAUCGAAUCUGUACUUAUGGCUGAGGAACGAAACGAUGCUUUCUACCUCCUCAUGCGAAUUUCUACCCCCUAGGUGCUCAAGUCCUGAGAUGAACUAAACCCGCGUGUCUAAUCUGCCGUCACCUAAGCAGUUGGGAAACCGAUGCUGGACGCAAGAGCGCGAUGUACGUUCGGCGGCACAAGAUGCUGAGUCCGCUAUUGGACCAACUCAGCAAACAUCAUUUCAGAAGUACUUUUUGCUCCUUUAGCGACCCCGAAACAACCCUUUAGUUUAUUUUUUUCCCCCGUUGCGUUCUUUAUGUUGUAGCUUAUUCAAGUUUACUAGAAUCUGACUUCUUCCUCGCCACCUCCACCUCCACUGCACCACCUUACCAGACUACUGGCGGCAAAUCAGCUACGAAUGUGGGGAGAUCUAUCACGACCUGGCAGACCUGGCAGAGGCCAAUUUUCACAAGAAAAAGGACUUAAAGAGUGGGCAGAAGGUGAACUCGCAUAUCGUGGCAUCUCGAAACUUCUUCAAGAUGUUCACCGAUACCUACGACACUGACGAAAGAGGGGAUGUGCAUAAGCUGGAGCCUGCGGAUGGACGCGCAUAUGCACAUGCGAAAAUCAAUGCGGCAAGAAUGGGUACUUCGGUGUCUAUUUCUGAAGUAGAAGAGGUUCUCAGGGGACUUUCAUCUCUCUACCCCCGUAAUGCAUAUUUCGGGUCUUCAUUCUUCUGUAGUAUCCUCAGAGAGCCCUCUUCUAGAACAAGAGAACCGUCUGCAGUGGUGAGCCGGGCUGGUGCUCGGACGCGGCUUCAACCCGCGGGGGGCAGAGAUGCCCAGGGGUUCGAUUCCUCCUCCGCUGCGAUUUUCUAAGGAGUCACUGAAAACAACUCGAAAUCAAACGGAAAGCUGCGUAAGCCUAGAAGUCACGAAAGUCAAUGAAAAUAACUUGAAAUCAAACGGAAAGCUGAAUACAGCACCCUACUCUCCUUCCAGCAGCUACAUCCAAAAAUCUACUCCGAAAAAACCCGGCAGGUUCCAAGUUCGUCGGCAUGGACAAGAAAGCGCAUGUCGAAAUGCUCAAAUCCGUUAUUGACGAGUACAAUGGGAUUAGCCGGUGGCUAGAUAAGGUCGAAAAAAAGCAAGACUUGGGUCUCGAAGCGGAGGAAGCCCUUGUUUAAGGAUUUCCGAAUUACAUCCCUCACUACCCUCCUUGGCUCCUUUUCAAGAAGAAAAUAGGUCAAGGAUGUUCUGAAGAAUGCAAUUCGGCAACCUCUAACUUGUCCGAGAAAUGUGCAGUUUGUUGCCGGCUCAGCUUGAACGAGUUCUGAGAGCGCCUAGUUAGAAAGAGAACUGAUGCAAGGGCGCGCGGAGUACCAAGUACGUCUUGGGUAGCUUGUGUUAAGGUUGCACCGUCGAACGUCUAUUGAUGAGAGCCCGGCUCUCCAGCAGAAAUUUGUUUGAUCGUUAAGAACCAGAAUGCAGUCCUCGUGCUUGUGAAAUAGUACUGAUGUCAACUACCAUUUAUUUUGAUUUUUUCACAGUAAGAAUGUUGAUGGCAAAGACCCUGUUCUUCGAGUCAUUAUGGGACGCCUUCUGACGUGCCCUUUCAUAUCGAAACUCGUUCCGUAGUAAAUUCAAAUCGAUUUUUCUUAUGCCACGUGG